Messenger RNA from Cylicostephanus goldi, 294 nucleotides. The record is from the annotation of a GenBank genome assembly. NCBI's taxonomy places the organism in Eukaryota, Metazoa, Nematoda, Chromadorea, Rhabditida, Strongylidae.
AUGAAUUGUUGCAAGAAAGGUUAUAAUGAGAUUACUUUUAGUGCCCUGAAAAGAAUGAAUCGCGUUCUACCUUUAUUAGUUCCCGAAGAAAAAGUAGACUACUCGGUCCCAGGUUCUCGUCGAGAAUCUUUGCUGGAAUCUCGCAGAGAGUCCCUAGUUGGAUCGGCGAGAGAGAAGAGAAGGGCUUCACUAGCCAAUAGACGUCAAAAUACCCUGAAAAGGCAUGCCAGUGCUGAGGAAAUCGACUCUAACAAGUCGAAGCAGUUUGAAGACAGCAGCGAUGAAGACACCAAC